This is a messenger RNA of Coregonus sp. 'balchen', 922 nucleotides long. The record is from the annotation of a GenBank genome assembly. Lineage: Eukaryota; Metazoa; Chordata; Actinopteri; Salmoniformes; Salmonidae.
AUGGAAACUUCUACGACCAGAACCAAAAGAAAAGAAAUUGAGAAAUCAUCAGAUGGACAAUUAACAGCAAAAUAUGGUAUGGUCUUGGGUACUCCUCUUCAGAAUGUAACUGUGGGGGGAAAUACUGCUGUUGGUGAUGAAACAUUUGUGUGCAUGGACAACAAUGCUGACAACCUGCGCCUGCCCAAGCUCAGACUGUUACCUUACGACCCCGGAACUCCAGUCAAGCCCCAGGGUAAAACAAUUUGAGGGUAAGAGGGUGUGUCACUUCUUGAGAUGCAAAACAAUUUUGUGAUGCUUUUGACAGCAAAAAUAGAUGAAAGGGCAGAUGGCUUGGAGGACAUGGUUAGGAGGAAUAUGAUGAAAAUUGAGGCCAUAAAAAAUCUGUUGACUUUAUCUCUGGAGAAGUGAAAACCCUCAAAAGUGACAUGAAGAAGGUGGAAGUUAUCUGCCAGGAAAAUGAAAAGAAGGUGGCUGAACUCGAGCAAGAGGUGGAGAGAUACCAGCGCAGGUGGAACCUGAGGCUCCAAGGAAUUCCAGAGCAGGCAGGUGAGGACAUCAAAUGAAGAGUUGUUAACAUCUGUGGAGCUGUCAUUCCCAAAUAAAAAGCCAAACUUCAGGAAAAUGUGGACAUCGUUCAUUGUUUAUGAAGACUCAAGGAUCAAGACAAGAGUCUGAGGACAACCAUCAUCCGGUUCACCAACAGAUUUACACUUGAUCUUCUCUGGAGGCGAGCAAUGAACUGUGAGUUCCUCAUCAAGCAAAAAUGUAGGUUCACGGAGGAUCUGAGCUCUGUGGACAAAGUGACACGGGAGAAACUGUGACCGAUGGUGGCUGCAGCUCAAAAGGCAGGGAAAUUUGUCAGUGCAAAUGUGACCAUCAAUGGGAAAGAAACCCAAAUCAGAACUUUUGGACAGAACUG